This is a messenger RNA of Microdochium trichocladiopsis, 399 nucleotides long. RefSeq names its product histone. The transcript is spliced from 3 exons. The coding region runs from base 1 to 399 and encodes 132 amino acids. Gene Ontology annotation, biological process: rRNA transcription. Gene Ontology annotation, cellular component: nucleosome. Lineage: Eukaryota; Fungi; Ascomycota; Sordariomycetes; Xylariales; Microdochiaceae. Gene Ontology annotation, molecular function: structural constituent of chromatin; DNA binding; protein heterodimerization activity. The record is from RefSeq and is a predicted model, not a curated record.
AUGGCUCGGACGAAACAGAAUGCGAGGAAGUCCACUGGCGGUAAAGCACCUCGGAAGUCGCUCGCCGGAAAGGCUGCACGAAUAACCACCCAAACAAAAGUCGACCGAAACUAUAGAUACAAGCCGGGGACUGUGGCUCUACGUGAGAUCCGACGGUACCAGAAAAGCACAGAACUCUUAAUACGGAAGGCCCCUUUCCAAAGAAUAGUGCGUGAAAUUGCUCAAGACUUCAAGAGCGAUCUGCGGUUUCAGUCUUCGGCGAUUGGCGCUCUACAAGAGGCUGUCGAGAGUUAUCUGAUUUCACUAUUUGAAGACACGAAUCUAUGCGCCAUUCACGCAAAAAGAGUAACUAUUCAGUCGAAGGAUAUUCAGCUAGCUCGACGGAUUAGGGGUAAAUAG